Molecule: messenger RNA, 3200 nt
Organism: Podarcis raffonei (Aeolian wall lizard)
Lineage: Eukaryota; Metazoa; Chordata; Lepidosauria; Squamata; Lacertidae
Exons: 5
Coding region: 1078-1719 (213 amino acids)
Molecular function (GO): growth factor activity
Source: RefSeq, a predicted model, not a curated record
GGCAUUGGGUUUUUUGCCUGCCUGCCUGCCUGACAGCCAGCCAGCCCUCCUUAUUCUGCCUCUGUGUAGGAGCUACAGCUUUUUGAGGUGGGAGCAGAGGCAUGUACCCCAGAAAUAGGCCGUCUACGCAGAACCUCAGAGCUUGCUGGCCUUCGCACUGCCUUGCUUCCUGCCCACAUCCUCAGUGACAGCAGCUGAAGCAAGGCUGGCGGAAGACAUUUGGCCCCUGAGGUGAACUACAAAAUGGCACCCCUUUUCUUUCAGGGAAAAAGGGGUGAAUGAAGGUGUCAAAUGAACCUUAUCUGACAGCUGAACUGUCAAUCAAAGGCCGUGGCAGGAGUGGAGAAGAGGCCCGCUCUGAAUCACGAUGGGUGGAGGCAUAGCCCAGGAGACACCCCCAGCGGGCAGCCAGCCCCUAAGGGUAGCAGGAGGCCUAUGUUCUUAGGUUCAUUAAUGCAGAGAGACACAAUCUUGCCUCUGAAACACCCAGGCUGAGGUAAAAUACAAGGUUUUUAAGCUGCCACCAUGGAAUCCAACAGGUCCAGUGCAGCAGAAAUGUUCUCCCACACAGCCCCCAUUGAAAGGAAUGGGACCUGCACCAGGUGCAGAUGUUUGGUUUUUGUUAUUUUUUUAAAGCACUCUGCUUAUGCCCAGAAGUUCCUUUGCCCACCCUUCCAGAACUCAGCUGGGCUAUUUCAAGCAUGUUCUUCUGACGCUGAAUCUCAGCUCCUGGUUUUAAUUCCCCCGCCCCACACAAGGUAGGGUUUUUUUGUGGGAGGGCGAAUGCUGGGACACGGCCCCCAGAAGCUGGCGCGUGAUGCUGCCUCUCCAAUUCCUCUGAGGGAAGGCACAAGCCUGCCUGUGAAAAAUGCCAAGGUCACAGCAGUGUUGGGGGAGAGGCAGAUAAAAGUGGGUUCUCACAGUCCCUCUGCUUCCAUCCUUGCUCUGCCCAAGCCAGUUUCGCCCGCCUAGUCUAGCUGGCAUUCUUGGCCAGGCUAGGCUACCCUGCACCCCCGCUGUUCUCUCCCCCCUGGCUUUGCCCGCCUGGCUUGGCGUGGCACCCUGCUGGCGUGCGCCAUGUUCCACCUGGUGCUUGUGAGUGGGUUGCUGACAGGGGUGUCGUCGUGGGGGUCCUUCGCCCUCGUCCGGGAGUCCAGCCUUGAUGAAGAACAGCCGCUCGAGUCGUCUGUCGUUACCCUCAAUGAGAGCUGCAAGGAGCGGGCCCUCCAGGAAGUGGGCUCUGCCACGCUCCGGUUGCUCCGGUUGGACAGCCCCCCCAGGAUCGCAGCUGGCACAAGGAGGCAGGCGCAUGAAGCUUGGGAAAUGAUGGAACUGCCGGAUCUGUCCAGUGGGGGGCAGCAUUUCAAUCUUUCGUCCAAUGAGACACUGCUGGUCCGAAGAGAAAGCUGCACCCAAAUUUCCCACCACGUCACGUUGGAAGAUCUUGGCUGGCAAAGCUGGGUGCUGCACCCGGUCUCCUUCGUCUUCACCCAGUGCCUCGGGUGCCGCUGCCGACGAAAGGACAAGGCCCCUCCGCUGGCCCUUUGGAUUCAAGACUGCGGACUUGAGCAGCCGAGCCGUCGGCCAGAUGGGCAAGCCAAGCAGAGACACUGCUGCCAGACCCGCCGGGCACCGGUGCCCUUCGUGUUCCUCAAAGAGGACGGCUCGUUGGUCAUUCGAGCAAUCCGCCUGGAACGAGACUGCCACUGCCGCCCCUGAGGCUUUGCCCCCAUCCUGGCUGGCGUGGAAGGCGCCCCACGCCGAGGGUGACGGGAAUUUGUAACAGAGGACUGCUGGAGAAUCAACAGAGGACGCCCCCAAUUGGCAGUUGCCCAUGUUGGGGCAGAGCAGUGGAAGAACCUUUCUCCCACAAGGGACAUUAAUGGGGUGAGAAGGGAGUCCGUUUCUCUUCAUGCUUGGUUGCUGCAGAGGAAACCUCUGAUCCAAAUACAAUCGGAGAAUACUAUCCCCUUCACAAGUUGCUGGGACUUCAACUUUCCAUUAUCCCUCACUGCUGGCCAUGCUGUCCAGAGAUGAUGGGAUUUGGAGUCCCAACAAUUUCUGGAGGGCCACGGGUUCCUCAUCCUGGAAACAAAAGAUAACCUUCAACUGAUUUUGCUGUUGAAGGUCACCAAAGAAUUGUGAUAUAUAUAUAUAUACCAUUACAAAACUGCAACCCAAAGGCAGCGUCUCUGGGGGAUAAGUUACUUCAUCACCGAGUGAAGUUUGUACUUCCGUAGCUCAUGAAAGGGCCUCCAUAGUGGUGGCUCCCUGGCAUUGGAAUGACUUCCUUCCUGAGAUCCAGCUGGUGUUUGGGCACCAGCUGAAAACUUACCUCUUUAGCCAGGCUUUUUAUGACAUGGGUUCUUGAUGUAUUAAGCCACUGACUUUUGUAGUAAGGAGGGUAAGUUGUCAUACUGCUUGAUUUCAUAUUAAUAUUUGUUUGUUUACUGGAAUUGUUGUACUGUUAAGUUUCAUUUUAUAUUUGAUAUACCCUGAUUCAGGAUGGUUUGCGUGUUGAAGGACAGGGUGAAAAUGAAUCUCUUUUGAGUUGUACCUUACAAUGAGCUUGCCCGUCUCUUCCCGUUAUUUGGCCCUUGCAGGUCCUAUGGCUUCCCUAGUCUGGUGCCCUUUCAGAUGUUUUGGACUACAAUUCCCAUUAGCACAAACCAACACAGCCAGAUCAGGGAGUUGUAGUCCCACAGCAUCUGAUAGGAAAGGGCUGCCCUUAACACUACAACUAGAUCUGCAUACAAGUACCAUCUCCAUGCCAUCGGAAACAUCUUCUGUUGGUUUUUGCAGAUCAAGCUGCUGAUAAAUGCACAGGAGCAGGUCAGGCUGUUUUUCUUUUUGAUAAGUUGGCAACCCUGUCAUAUAAGCAUGGUUGACACCCAUAGAAUAGAAUGUUAACGUUGGAAGGGGCCUCAAAAAAGUCAUUUAGUUCAAUAAGAAGAAUGAGAUUGGCAGCAAUUAGAAAAACUCAUCCCUGGUAUGUGAGUGAAGGAAACUCCUCUGACUGAGUUGUGACAGUUAAACAGGCAAGGAAUUAAGUUUAAUUUUUUGUUAUGGACAUGGCCACAAAGUCAAUGGCUGCAGUUCUGGCAAGGGCACAGGGUGAAGGGGGCAAAUUUUGUAUCUUAUCCAUAUAAAGAAAUGCAUGCAGAUUUAACACUAAAAAUGUAUUGACUAUUUUAAUACAA